Messenger RNA from Colletotrichum lupini, 105 nucleotides. RefSeq lists its product as uncharacterized. The record is from RefSeq and is a predicted model, not a curated record. Lineage: Eukaryota; Fungi; Ascomycota; Sordariomycetes; Glomerellales; Glomerellaceae. The transcript has a single exon. Bases 1 to 105 code for a protein of 34 amino acids.
AUGAGUACGCACGGGGGUACCUAUACUAUUUCCGCCCUAUUUAUUAUAAUUAACGACGCUAAGCUACGAUUUAAAACUAUAAAUAUAUAUAUAUUUAGUUUAUAA